Lactuca virosa is the source of this 1953-nucleotide messenger RNA. NCBI's taxonomy places the organism in Eukaryota, Viridiplantae, Streptophyta, Magnoliopsida, Asterales, Asteraceae. The record is from the annotation of a GenBank genome assembly.
AUGACUUUGUUGAAAAGACAUGGAUACUGGAUAGUGUUUUAUGACUUGAUGCGUAACGGCCCUUUGUGUCCUUUUGUUCAAUCAAAGUCAAUACUAGGCUCUGCUGUACUAAAAGGCUCUAAGACGGAGGCGGCAACUUUCAAGGCGGCGAACGUAGAGAAUCUUACCUCCUUCUACGUUUCUAACCUUCCAGGUGAUGCAUUAAAUAAGGAGAUUUGGAAAUCUUGUGCUUCGUUGGAAAAUCUUUCAGAUAUCUACAUUGCGGGGAGGAGGGACUCUUCGGGUUCCUUCUUCGCUUUGUUCAAAUUCGCCACUGUAAAAGAUAAGAAGGAGAUCGACAACAUUGUUAAGGGACUCAAUGAAAUUACUUGCAGAGGUAGGAAGUUGGUUGCUAACUGUGCGAUUCAUCCCAAGCGGGCAUAUCAUGUCACGUCCAGGCGAUCCUCAGUCAUUGCUCCUAGGGUGUUCAAACCAGCCCCUAGAGGAACAAGAUCUUUUGCUGAAGUUACAAAAGGAAUGACGGAAGUGGCUAAGAUGGUUGCAGCUAGUUUGGAGGGGAUUUCGGAAGUUCUCAAAUGGGCUGACAAAUCGGUUUUGGUGGGAGAAGUUAGGAAUUACGAAUUAAUUUGUAACUUUCCUACUUUGUUGGACCUUGAAGGUUAUGAUGUUUUGGAGGUAAAGUAUAUAAGGGUAAUGCAGGUCGCUGUCAAAUUCAGGUCUGAAAGGUCAGUGGAGGUUUUCAAGGCCAAUAAAUGUAUUUGGCUGAAGUGGUUCAUUUGGGUUGAUUUGUUUGGGAAGGUUCGUUCAAGUCCUGGCAGAAUUGCGUGGAUUAAAAUUGUCGGGGUACCGAUUCCGGCUUGGGAUGAGUCUAACUUCGCAGCCAUAGCCGAGUCUUUUGGAAAAGUUUUGGUCAAUGUUGCCCCAUUCUGGAACUGUUCCGAUGUUUCCAGUGGGAAGCUUUGUAUACUUACUCACAGUUUGAAAAGGAUCAACGAGGAAAUUCCGAUAUCUUUUGUGGGGGUUAUUCAAUCUGUAAGAGUUUAUGAGGUCGAUGAUGAUUGGGUUCCAUUCCGACCCUCCUCUCAUUCAUCUUCCGACGAGUCUGAGGAGGAAUCUGAUGAUGGUGAUGAAUUUUCCGUCUCGUCUGAUAAGGUCAUCCUAGAGGAAGGUAAAUUCGUCCCUAGUUUGGGUAGCGGUGGGGCGGUGGCGAACGAACCUCCAGUGGUUGACAAAGAGGGGAUACUCAAAAAGCUGUGUGUGGAUGUGCAUGAAGGAAACAAGGAGGUGCAUGGGUUCGAUGGGGCGUUGCCUCAUGAUGACGUGGUUCUCGAGACCGCCUUGGAAAUUAAUGGGAGAAUUAACUCCACUUGUGGUUUGGAUCUGGGCGAGAAAGGCGGGUCAGCCGACACAAAUUGGGCCAAAUAUGUUGAACUCCCUCACACUCCUAGGCGUAAUGAUGAAGCGAUCAGUCCAGAUUUCGAAAUGGGAGGUUCUGGGCUCAAAAGAAGGAGAACCAAAUUAAAAGCUUUGUUUUCUUCCUUUGACUCAAGAGUUCGACUUAGAGUUUCCAGGAGCUCUCCUCAUGAUAACUCGCUUGAUCUUAACAGAAGAACUCCUCAAUCUCCAAGCAAUUAUGUGCGUAAUGAUGGUGUUGGUGUCAAUUCUACGGGUAACCCUAAUUCACCUUCUCUUUCUUCUUCUUCUAUGGAGGUGGAUCAAACAAUCGAGGUGGGGAAACAAGUGGGAUUCCAGAUUGCUCGUGGGAAUCCGACGCUUAAGGAGACUCUCUGUGGUGGAGGUGUAAAACCAGGCUUAGAAGAGAACUCAGUUUCUCCAUUUGUGGGUUGCAAGAGACCCGGGUCUCUUCUCUACCGGUCGGAAUCGAUAGGUGGUGGGGCUCAUGCAGCGUGGGUAUUGAUUCCGUUAAAUCAAAUGGCCUUUCUGGUGGUUUGA